Messenger RNA from Racocetra fulgida, 1395 nucleotides. The record is from the annotation of a GenBank genome assembly. NCBI's taxonomy places the organism in Eukaryota, Fungi, Glomeromycota, Glomeromycetes, Diversisporales, Gigasporaceae.
AUGAAACACCAAAUGAGAAAUGCAAACUUUCCAAAAACAGAUGAUGGUCGAGUUUAUCAUAUUGGCUUGAAACGUGGAGAAGUCGUAGAAGAUCCUGACAGUGCAAGAAAAAUGGCAGAACUCUUAGAUCGAACUCCAAAACCCUUUAUUUUCGAAUCUAAUAAAGGUUUCAUUACAAUUACUGGUCGAUAUAAGAAAGUUUCUGUUAGCAUUGUUUCUAUCGUUAUGGGUUAUGUGAUAAUGGACUUUUUUAUUCGUGAAGUCCGUCAAAUAAUAACAGGAGAAAUAAUAAUAAUCCGUUUUGGCUCCUGUGGUUCAAUAGGCACUCCUACGAUAGGUAACAUACUCGUACCAUAUGGUGCGUUCUCGGUGACCAGAAAUUACGACUAUUUCAUACAUGGCGUUGAUACAAAUGAUGCAAUGCCAAUAGUCGAUUCUCCUUAUUAUAUCUCUAAAAUUGCUUAUGCUGAUGAGGAAUUGAGCUAUUUGGUAUAUGAUAAUCAAGACCUAAUACCGUCAAUUUUCGAAAAGUAUGAUGAUGCUCACAUUGUGGAUAUGCAAUCUUUUAUGUUAUUUCAUUUGGCAAAUACGUGUCGUUACACUUCUCAUUCAAGAAUUCAUGAAAAACCACGUAAUAUUCGUCAUAGUAUAAUAAAUACUAAAAAUGGUAAAGACGGUACCGGUGCUUUAUAUAAUUCCGGGUUAAAUAACUCCCAAUCUUCUCUUCUCAAAUAUUCGACUGCUCGAAGUAAUUAUAGUGAUACUCAUGAUAAUCAUAAUCAUCCUUAUAAAUUGGCUUCAAAUUCUUCUUCAACUCAUUCUCUUCCUCUCAGAUCGACAAAACCCACUCUUUAUUACCAAAAUAAAAAUUCUUCCGUAGCUAAUUUCGUAAAACCAACUUCUCAAAUAUUUGGUAAUGAAGAAAAUGAUUUCAUUAAUGGUGCUAAAUCCCAACCAAUAUGUGGUGAAGCUAUAUUUAAUACUUUGAUUAAAGUAGAAGUGGAGAAUGAGAUGAAUGGUGAAGAAUGUGUUUGGCACGCUUCCUGUGAAAAAGAAAGAUUUGGUUUUGGAAGAAUUAGAAGUAGUGAUAAAAAUGGUAAAAAGAAUGGAAGGUUUAGCAAUUUUGGUAACUUGGGUAACCUGAAUAACUUGGGUGGUGGAAGAUUUAGUAAUUCGUCCAACAAUUCUAGAAAAAGUGUAGAAAUAAAAUAUAAUGAUAUAAGAUGUAGUAAAGAAAAUUUAUAUUACGAUGUUAAAAAUGGUUGUCGGAAUCCGAAUGUUUACAACAACAAUCAUAAUGAAAAAGUUGAUGAUAGAAAUAAGGGUAAAAUUGCUAGAGCUGUUACUAGAAUGUUGAGUAAAAAAAGAAAGAAAAAGGAUUCGUCUGAUGCAUGA